Messenger RNA from Symbiodinium natans, 465 nucleotides. The record is from the annotation of a GenBank genome assembly. NCBI's taxonomy places the organism in Eukaryota, Dinophyceae, Suessiales, Symbiodiniaceae.
AUGGCUGCGCUUGGGUACCUUCUUCCUUUGGCAGGAGCUUUGCGAUUAUUGGCUCCAGCAGUUGCUGGACGCGGAGGUGGUGCAGCAAGUCUGUGGACCAUACUCAUGAUUCUGACCGCGCCUGUGUCAUCACCGCUGGGAGCGCUCACGGCAGCCAGUUGGCUUGUUUGCGGCAUCACCGACAAGAAUGCCGUCCCGUCCAGCUUCGUCAGAAGCCACUUUCGGCAGGCCUUGCUGCUGGCUUCUUUGUCGGCGCUGCUUGUAUUUCAAGAACGCACAGGGUUUUCGGCAGAGGCUGCUAGUGGCUUGGAAGGGCCAGUACCGCUUGUGAUUUCUGCGAUGCGCAGUGGGUUGCUAGGUGCGCUGAUGCUGGCAUGGCUUGUCUCCGUCCUCUUCUGCCUACUUGGUCGAUACUCAGUUCCGACAACAGACUCCAGUGGCUCCAAUCAACACGUGGAGAGCUGA